Racocetra fulgida is the source of this 388-nucleotide messenger RNA. The record is from the annotation of a GenBank genome assembly. Lineage: Eukaryota; Fungi; Glomeromycota; Glomeromycetes; Diversisporales; Gigasporaceae.
AUGCCGAAAAAAUUACCAAAUUCUCCGUCCGUUUGCCAAUCUCCACCUAAAAAAAUCAGAUUAGUAUUGGUUGGCCUCCUUGCGUUUACUUCUUAUUUUUCUAGUCUCUGGGAGGAAGAAUUAAGAAUUAAAGGAGGGCAUUAUGUCAAAAAUACACUCUUGGAAAAAUUUCGUCAAUUGCCUUUGACCGAAAGAAAGGCACGACAAAAAGAAAUUAGCACUCUGGUCGAAUUAGAUUCGGGACAAUUUGAGUUGACGAAAGAAUGGGCAGCACGCGAAAAGGAAACCAGUCAUUCUAUUUUGAUCGACAGCAUGGGUCUGACAUCUCAUUAUCGCACCAAGCAAUUAAAAAUAAGCAAAAAAAAUGAAAAUUUGCUUUUUUCUUUUA